Messenger RNA from Colossoma macropomum (tambaqui), 3659 nucleotides. RefSeq names its product eph receptor A4a (gene epha4a). Gene Ontology annotation, cellular component: plasma membrane; neuron projection. The transcript has 17 exons. The record is from RefSeq and is a predicted model, not a curated record. Gene Ontology annotation, molecular function: ATP binding; transmembrane-ephrin receptor activity; protein binding. Lineage: Eukaryota; Metazoa; Chordata; Actinopteri; Characiformes; Serrasalmidae. Gene Ontology annotation, biological process: protein phosphorylation; cell surface receptor protein tyrosine kinase signaling pathway; negative regulation of axon extension. Bases 155 to 3139 code for a protein of 994 amino acids.
UGUGCGUGCGCGCGCGUGUGUGAGCCGUCACUCUUUACUCCACAGGGAUAAAGACAGACACAACUUCGGUCCGCUCGCGGAGCGAAGGGGAGAGAAACACGCACGGCACGAGACGGAAAAUAUAACAAUAAUAAUUUAUAUAUAUUUAAAAAAAAUGACCCGGACGGCCACCAUCGCGCUCAUAUCUCUUUUAUGGAUAUUUAAGAGAGCAUCAAGUGCGCGGGUUUAUCCUCCGAACGAAGUAACGUUGCUGGACUCCAGGACGGUGCAGGGCGAGCUGAAAUGGGUGGCGAGUCCGGCAGAGGGAGGGUGGGAAGAGGUGAGCAUCAUGGACGAGAAGAACACGCCCAUCCGGACGUACCAGGUGUGCAACGUCAUGGAGCCCAACCAGAACAACUGGCUGCGGACGGACUGGAUCGCUCGCGGCGGUGCCCAGCGAGUCUACAUCGAGAUCAAAUUUACCCUGCGUGACUGCAACAGCCUCCCGGGAGUCAUGGGCACCUGCAAGGAGACCUUCAACCUGUACUACUACGAGUCCAACAACGAUAAGGAGCGCUACAUCCGCGAGAACCAGUUCAGCAAAAUCGAUACCAUUGCCGCUGAUGAGAGCUUCACUCAGGUGGACAUUGGCGACCGCAUUAUGAAGCUGAACACGGAAGUGCGGGACGUGGGCGUUUUGACCCGAAAGGGCUUCUACCUGGCCUUCCAGGAUGUGGGAGCGUGCAUCGCCCUGGUGUCCGUGCGGAUCUUUUACAAGAAGUGCCCUCUGACCGUGCGCAAUCUGGCCCAGUUCCCAGACACCACCACUGGGGCGGACACCUCGUCGCUGGUAGAGGUGCGCGGGUCCUGUGUGGACAACUCGGAAGAGCGGGAAGUGCCCAAGAUGUAUUGUGGGGCAGAUGGCGAAUGGCUGGUGCCUAUUGGAAACUGCUUGUGCAACCCGGGUUUUGAGGAGCGAACAGGAGCCUGCCAAGCCUGUAAGAUUGGCUACUACAGGGCCUUGGCUACGGACAGCACCUGUUCAAAGUGCCCUCUUCACAGCUACUCUGUCCGAGAGGGCUCCACAUCCUGCACAUGCGACAAGGGCUACUUCCGCUCUGAGACGGACCCAGCCUCCAUGCCCUGCACUCAGCCUCCGUCCGCCCCACAGCACCUCAUCUCCAAUGUGAAUGAGACAUCAGUCAAUCUGGAGUGGUCGCCCCCAGCGUCAUCAGGCGGGAGACAGGAUCUGACCUAUAACGUGGUGUGCAAGCGGUGCGGUCCGGAUGGUCAGCGGUGUCAGCCCUGUGGUAGCGGCGUCCACUAUUCACCCCAGCAGCUGAGCCUGCGUACUACUCGUGUCUCCAUCAAUGAGCUCCAGGCACAUACCAACUACACCUUCCAAGUGUGGGCUGUCAAUGGGGUGUCCCAGCAGAGCCCCAGCCCUGAGCAGGCCGUGUCUGUCACGGUCACCACCAACCAGGCUGCUCCCUCUCCGGUUACUUCCAUCCAGGCCAAGGACAUCACCAGGCAUGCUGUGUCUCUGGCAUGGCAGCAGCCCGAGAGGCCUAACGGAGUCAUCCUGGAAUACGAGGUCAAGUACUAUGAGAAGGAUCAAAACGAACGCAGUUAUCGGAUAAUGAAGACGUCGUCCCGCAGCGCCGACAUCAAAGGCCUGAGCCCACUCACCUCCUACGUCUUUCACGUGCGCGCUCGCACUGCCGCCGGCUACGGAGAAUUCAGCGCCCCUUUCGAAUUCAUGACCAAUUCAGUUCCUUCCCCUAUCAUUGGAGAUGGAGCUAAUUCCACAGUGCUGCUGGUGUCCGUCAUCGGCAGUGUGAUUCUGCUGCUCAUCUUCAUCGGAGUCUUCGUCAUCAGCCGCAGGAGGAGUAAAUACAGCAAAGCCAAGCAGGACUCAGAUGAAGAGAAGCACCUUCACCCAGGGGUCCGAAUCUAUGUGGACCCUUUCACUUAUGAGGACCCCAACCAAGCCGUCCGCGAAUUCGCCAAAGAGAUCGACGCCUCCUGCAUUAAGAUCGAAAAGGUCAUCGGGAUCGGAGAGUUUGGUGAAGUGUGCAGUGGCCGCCUGAAGAUGCCAGGCAAGAGAGAAAUCUGUGUGGCCAUCAAAACCCUCAAAGCUGGAUACACAGACAAGCAGCGGAGGGAUUUCCUGAGCGAGGCCAGCAUCAUGGGUCAGUUUGACCACCCCAACAUCAUCCGGCUGGAGGGAGUGGUCACCAAAUGUAAACCAGUAAUGAUAAUCACCGAAUACAUGGAGAAUGGCUCCCUUGAUGCUUUCCUUAGGAAGAACGAUGGGCGUUUCACGGUUAUCCAACUGGUCGGAAUCCUACGUGGAAUUGCAUCAGGAAUGAAAUAUCUGUCGGACAUGAGUUACGUCCAUCGUGACUUGGCUGCACGGAACAUCCUGGUCAACAGCAACCUGGUGUGUAAAGUGUCUGAUUUCGGCAUGUCUCGAGUGCUGGAGGAAGACCCUGAUGCAGCCUACACAACAAGGGAAAUAAUGGGAACCUAUCAAUCGCAGGGGGGAAAAAUCCCCAUUCGCUGGACGGCCCCAGAGGCCAUUGCCUACAGGAAGUUCACCUCGGCCUCCGACGUGUGGAGCUACGGCAUCGUCAUGUGGGAGGUGAUGUCGUACGGAGAGCGGCCAUACUGGGAUAUGAGCAACCAGGAUGUCAUAAAAGCGAUUGAAGAGGGCUACAGACUCCCCCCUCCAAUGGACUGCCCUGUGUCCUUGCAUCAGCUGAUGCUAGACUGCUGGCAAAAAGAGAGAGCCGAGAGGCCCAAGUUCAGCCAGAUCGUUAACAUGCUGGACAAACUCAUCCGCAACCCCAACAGCCUGAAAAGGACCGGUGGAGAAAUAGCCAGACCCAACACGACCCUUCUAGAACCCAGCAGUCCAGAGUUCUCUUCUCCCCUGGGCUCCAUUUCUGAUUGGCUACAGGCCAUCAACAUGGAACGUUACCGGGACAACUUCACCGCCGCCGGCUACACCACCCCAGAAGCUGUGGUCUCCAUGACGCAAGAAGACAUGACCAGGAUAGGGAUCUGCUCCACCGCACACCAGGACAAGAUCCUCAGCAGCGCACAGGGAAUUCUGUCCCAGAUGCAACAGAUACAGGACAGGAUGGUUCCUGUCUGAACACACAGUAUCGGAAGACGAAACUCAAAACAUACUUUGUUUUCUUUUCUUGUUUUUGGUUUUUUUUUUGUUUUUUGAAAGGAAAUCCAUUUACCUCAUCCAUGCACUUUAAAUUGAAAUUGUUCAAGAAGAAGAAGAAGAAAAAAAAAAACAAACGACAAGAGGAGAAAGAGGAGCAACUGAAGACAAGAACGGCGAAAUUACACAGCACUUUUUCGGAUGAAGGCACCCAGCCAUUUCGAUUGGAGGAAUCUCCGCCUCAUGGUGUUGUGACAUACUGGAUAUUAUUCUAGAAGGCUCUUUGACCAUGCCUUUGCUAGACAGUGGAACUAAGAGGGCAUGCUCUUUUUCUCUGCUCCACCUUUUUUUGUAUGUAUGUGUCAGUAUGUAAAUAAGUAGAUCUUUUGGAUUUAUUUCCCCCCCUGUGCCAUUUUUCCUGCCAUUUCGUCAAUUUUUAGCUGAGUCAGUGCACCUGGCGAUUUAAAGCGGGGGCUGUAAAAUGGCGGUAUGAGAAGUGUUA